AUCAGUGGUUUCGUUUCAGGCGAAUAAGUGCAGUGUGAGAAAGCCUUUCAACAGCUCAUACUCGCGCCGCUCAACAGCUAACAAUUCGGCAAAUCUUUGUGUCAAUUACAUCGGAAUAAGUGCCACGAUGAAACACGGAUUAUUCCUUAUCGCGCUUCUCGUUGCUGGAACAGCUCUCACCUCAGGUGAGGAUGGUUCAGCUUAUAUGGCCCCAACAACAGCCCCCAGCCUGAACGCAAUUAAUCCCAACAAAACAACUACGACCCACAGCCCCAACACAACAACAACUACGACCCACAGCCCCAACACAACAACAACUACGACCCACAGCCCCAACACAACAACAACUACGACCCACAGCCCCAACACAACAACAACUACGACUCACAGCCCCAACACAACAACAACUACGACCCACAGCCCCAACACAACAACUACGACCCACAGCCCCAACACAACAACGACGACCCACAACCCCAACGUAACAACGACGACCCACUACCCCAACGUAACAACUCACAACCCAAACUCAACAACUACUGCACCUACUACUACAUCAAUGCCAAUGCCAAUGCCAACACCAUCUACCAACAUGACAACUGGGAACUAUAAUGUCAGUGAUGGUAAAGGCGCACCGUGUAUUAUGGUUGAGGCGGCAAUCGGGAUUCGUGUGAACACCAGCGAGGUAAAUGAUACAUACAUUGUUCAGCCAAAAAAAACUAAUGUCAAAGGAAAUUGCUCGGAAGAAGAAGCUUUUCUCAUGAUCUCAUUCAGUGAAGGCAAUAUUUCCUUACAGUUUCAAAAAGAUAAGACAACGAAAAAGGUCUACGUCAAGUAUGUGCAAUACCAUUUGAGCUAUGCUUUCAAAAAAGGAAUUGAAGGAAAUUACACAGGGAUGAACACGUCUCUUGAGCUGUUUUCUGUGGAUGCGGGUCACUCUUACUCCUGCAAGGACGAGACGGUGCACAUGGGGAACGGUGUGAGUCUGGAUCUGACUCAAUACAAGGUUCAGGCCUUCGAUAUCAAAAACAAGAAUUUCGGACCACCUGAACUAUGCAAGGCUGAUCAACCUGACUACCGCGUUCCCAUCGCCGUGGGCGUAAUCCUCAUCAUACUCAUCAUCAUUGUAGUCAUUGCUUACCUCAUCAGCAGGAAACGGAGGACUGAUGGGUACCAGUCACUAUAAAGGCCUAUAAUUCAUGAUUCAUGAGAAUAAUAGCAAUUUUAGUUUGCAUGAAUUUUAAUGCUGUUAUGUAUGUCUAAAGCGAAAGUUGUCUAUGUAUACCAUUGAACAUGGAUGGCCUAGGAUCUUUCCAAACAAUGUGUACUAUGCAGGGACAGUCUGCCACAUCCUAGCAAACUGAAUCUGCCAUCACACUUUUGACAUCACAAUAAGAUCAUGAUACAACCAGAUGGCAAAUGGCUUACAUGCCUUGUUUUAGCCUAUAUUUGUAAACUAAUUAACCUUUUUCAAGAACCUAAUACUGACAAUACAGAAGGAUGUGCUUAAUCUGUUGUUGCUCCAUCUUAAGUGUAAUUGCUCUUUUGUCUAGGUGCUGGUCACUGUCUGUCACACAUCUAAUGCAUUUUCUGUGAUAGACGAUAAGCCAUUGUUAACCUGAUUCUUUUUAAAGGGGCCUAAAGGGAUGCUUAUAAGGGAAUUCAUUUACUUACGUUGUGUAAUUAGUAACAGAAAGUAUUUUACUAGUAGUUGCAAUCUAGUAUUCAUUCUGUAAAAAAAAAAAUCUGUUUUUAACCUGAAGAGUUGUACUAUACUGUAUUGUGUUCUGAAGCUGCAUUUACAGUGUAAACAGACUUUCGGGGAAUAUUGUGUAAUUUUGGUUACAAAUAAAAAAUAAUUUGUUUAAAAAAAUCAGCGAAUGUAAUAAUUUUUUAAAAUGCAUUUAAUUGAACACAUAAUAAACAAUGCAUCAUCCUGGA
Molecule: messenger RNA, 1941 nt
Organism: Carassius auratus (goldfish)
Lineage: Eukaryota; Metazoa; Chordata; Actinopteri; Cypriniformes; Cyprinidae
Product: macrosialin-like
Exons: 6
Coding region: 128-1186 (352 amino acids)
Biological process (GO): establishment of protein localization to organelle
Cellular component (GO): lysosomal membrane; late endosome membrane; plasma membrane
Source: RefSeq, a predicted model, not a curated record